This is a messenger RNA of Symphalangus syndactylus (siamang), 9906 nucleotides long. RefSeq names its product Rho/Rac guanine nucleotide exchange factor 2 (gene ARHGEF2). Gene Ontology annotation, molecular function: guanyl-nucleotide exchange factor activity; microtubule binding. The record is from RefSeq and is a predicted model, not a curated record. Gene Ontology annotation, biological process: regulation of Rho protein signal transduction; actin filament organization; positive regulation of neuron differentiation. Lineage: Eukaryota; Metazoa; Chordata; Mammalia; Primates; Hylobatidae. Gene Ontology annotation, cellular component: cytoskeleton; ruffle membrane.
AGGAACGGAGAGGUGGCCGGCUUUGUGUGCAGGACUAGGAGUGCAGCGGAGAGGAGAGCUGGGGGAGCCCAGGAGGGAGCUGAGAGGGCUGACGGUGUUGGAGGAGAGUGGAAUAGUGGGGGGUCCUCCUGGUGGCUGAGUCUUCUGGGGACAUAGACAAAAAUUCUAGGGGUGGUGGAGGUUAGGGAGAGAGUUGAGAGGGAGGGGAGAAGUGAGGAUGGGGGAACGGAGUCUAAACCUUAGGGAAGUCACUGAGUGACUUGCAGGAGGUUAGACGGGGCCUAGAGAAGGACCUGCUGAGGCCGACCAGAGGAGUUACAGUGGGGUCUGAUCUCAGCCACUCUGGCUGUGGAAUUUGACCUUGGAAUCAAGGAGGGGACAGAUGUGAAUGUGUGCAUCGCCUGUUUGCAUGUUACUGGUGUGCUGGUGUGUCAGUGUGUGUCUGCCUGCCUGCCUGCCUGCCUGCCCUCCUAUUCUGUGCCCAGAUGCUCUGGGCUACUGUUUUGAAAGUGGUCAGCAAAGUAGGGGGUUCAUGCUGUCUGGCCAUGAGGAAGUAGCUUCAUCCUUAGCUUCAGUUUCUGGUUGGAAGUAUCAUCUAGGAGCUGAGUGAGCGGAUUGGUCAGGAUUUCUGAAGCUGGUAAGAGGAAAGGCUGAGAGGAGCUGGCUGGACCCUUCCGGGUUUGUUUAUGUCUCUUUGGGAGAGGAUGGGGGUGGGGUUGCAGGCAGCAGCUGCCCCCCUCCCAACCCAGCCGGCCUGCCUUGUGCCAGGAGGGCAGGGAGUCCUGGCACAGCUAUUGUUCACUUGCACAAAUGCCUGUCUGUUUGCAUCGCUACCCCCCUCUCUCUCUUUCUGCUUGUCUCUCUCUCCUGGCCUGACAGGUGUGGCCGGGUAGGGGGCAGGCUGGGGUCCAGGAUGCUUGGGUCUCAGGGUCCCUAACCUGAUUUAUUCUUUGUGGCCCUUAGCAAUCCUCUUCUGUUUCACCCGUACCCACCCCCGUUGCCAGUGUCUCAUCUUCAUUCACCAAGCAAACAUUUAUUAAGUGCCUUUGUGUGUGCAGUGAUGUCUUUCUGUGUUGUUUCUAGCUUUGGCAUUAGUGUUUCCAUUUGGCUGCCUUCCCCUCAGCCUCCUGUCUUCAUCUUGUCCCGGGAAGCUCAUAAAGGAGCAGGGCCCGGCUGAGACCACCCCAAGCCCUCUUCUCAGUCCCACCGCCAGCAAUCCCUCACCUCUUCAUUUCCCAGCCCUAUAGCUCCUCCUCCAGGACUCAGUGCUCUUCAUAGCCAACGGUGCCUCUGUUGUCCAGGGGCUGAGCCACAGGUGACUCGAAUCCUGGCGGAACGCUCCAUAGGCUAUCCGGUCACUAUUACAGAGGGUGUGGACAGAGGUGUCACCAUCUUGGGGAAGGGGCUGCUGCCAGGUACAGCUGGAGGAUAGGUGAUUCUGAGUACUCUGUGACUCUCCCAGAAGUCUUGAUUUGGACAUACCUGAGACAGAAGCAAAGGCAGCUGAGAGAGCUGGGCAUGCUGACUCGCACCUGUAAUCCUAGCGUUUUGGAAGACCAAGGUAGCCGGAUCCCAUGAGCUCAGGAAUUUGAGACGAGCCUGGGCAACAUAGUGAGACCUCAUCUCUACAAAAACAUUAAGUUUUAAAAAUCUAUUAUUAAAAAAAAAAGUCAGAUGAGAGCUUAGGGCUUGCUUGGAGAAGCUCUACCUCGCCUGGGUGGAUCUGCCUGGCCUUGCUGCCCGCUGGGUGCACAGGAAGCCAAAGUCCUAGCCUUGGCAUUGCCUUCCCCUCCAUGUACGUCACUGUUUCCUCAUCCCUUAUUCUGGGAGACAAAGUGGAGAGAAGAGGGGAGACUGUCUGCCUUUGAGCUUUUCAGUAGAGAUCCACAAUGCCCUCUGCCAUUGCUCCCAUCUUUCUUUCUUUCUUUUUUUUUGGAGACAGUCUCGCUCUGUCACCCAGGCUGGAGUGCAGUGGCAUGAUCUUGGCUCACUGCAACCUCCACCUCCUGGGUUCAAGCAAUUCUCCUGCCUCAGCCUCCUGAGUAGUUGGGAUUACAGGUGCCCACCACCAUACCCGGCCAACUUUUGUAUUUUUGGUAGAGAUAGGGUUUUGCCAUGUUGGCCAGGCUGGUCUCAAACUCCUGUGGCCCUUAGCAAUCCUCAAGUGAUCUGCCCGUCUCUGCCUCUCAAAGUGUUAGGAUAACAGGCAUGAGCCACUGCACCCGGCCUGACCCCGUCUUUCUUUCCGAAAAGUGACUGAGAUCUGGGAUGACAGUGGAAGGAAGUUUGGGAUUGGUCUUCUGAAUUCCAGAGGAAACCCUCAGGGUCUAAACUCAAAGGAAAUAGGAGAGAAUGGCUUAGAGCCCUUCAGGAGGAGGGAGAAAAGAGAAACAAGAAGAGACAGAAGGUUCUAAAGCUCUGAUAAGGAAGGAAGAGGGUUCCCAGAGUAGGGGCCAGGGUGCUACUGAGACCCCAUGUCUUGGUGUCCAUACAUCCUUCCUUGUUUCUUUGCUUCCCUCCUUUUCUUUCAUUUUGAAACAUGUAUUGGGUGCCUGUUGUAAACCAGGUAUUGUGCUAAGGGCUUUCAUAUUCUUUAUUUAUCCUUGAUGUAGCAGUAGUGUGGAUGAAGGUGUGUAGCAAGAAGGACUUCCCAUGGGAUUUGUGAGAAAGAGACAGAAUGACUCUAGGGCUGAGCGUGGUGGCUCACGCCUAUAAUUCUAGCACUUUGGGGAGGUUGGGGCAGGAGAAUCACUUGAUCCCAGGAGUUCGAGACCAGCCUGGGCAACAUAGCAAGACCCUGUCUCUACAAAAAAAAUUAAAAAAUUAGGUGAGCAUCAUGAUGCAUGCCUGUGGUCCCAGCUAUUUGGAGGGCUGAGGUGGAAGGAUCACUUGAGCCCGGGAGGUCAAGGCUGCAGUGAGCCAUGAUCAUGCCAAUGUACUCCAGUCCAGGCAACAGAGUGAGACCCUGUCUCAAAAAAAAAAAAAAAGAAAAAAAAUGUCUCUAGAUGCUGGAGAGCAAAGGACUGAACCAAGCAGGAAGGGCCUCUGAGCACUGGGGUGGGUGUUAUGGAUUGUGGAGUAAUGGGCCCUUUUUCUUGGUGGAUAGGUUGGGUCUUGGAGGUAAAGGGCUGUCCUACUUGGGUGUGGGUAAAUGGGAGACCAAUGUGAUAAUCUUAAGAAUACCUGAAAAAGAGUAGGACAAAGAACCAAACAAGCCCACUCACUCCACUUCUGGAGCAGGCACCCCUGGUAAGCAGGCCCUGUGUCCUUCCAUCCUCAGAAGCCUGAGCCCUGGGGCGGGCACAGGCGACCUCCGGGACAAUAGCACUAGGCAGUGCCAGGGCCGCUUGCUGCUGGGCAGUGCCCGUGCUGGGAUGUGCUGCUGCUGUGGCUGCUGCCCGCUGCUGGCCCACCUAGAGCAGGGGUCACUUCGAGAGAGGGUGAGUGUUGGGAGGUGGAGGAGGCAGGGCCCAGAGUACCAGGGCUGUCUGUGGAGCAUUGAUGCCAGAGAUAGGAAGGGCCACUAGAGACCCUGUUCUCUGGCUGCCCCAGUCUUCUCCCUCCCUUUGCCACCCCAUCUGAGCUGGUCAGACAGAUGAGUGUUUGUGAAUGCCACAAGGGGAGGGUGGAGGGCAAAGGGCAGAGGUCAGUUGUGGAAGAGGGUACUUGUAGCAGCACUGGGGCACAGCUGCAGCACUGCCCAUUCUGGAGUGACCCUGGUCCAGCCAUGUUGUUUUUUUAAAUACUAUUUUCGGCUUGCUUGCUUUUAUUUGUGUUUAUUUUUUUUUUAUACAGAUGGGUCUUGCUGUGUUGCUCAGGCUGUUCUCAAACUCCUGGCCUCAAGCGAUCCUCCCACCUCAGCCCCACAAAGCGCUGGGAUUACAGGUGUGAGCCACCUCACCGGCCUCUUGCUUUUAUUUUACUUUAUUUUUUCUUUAUUUUUUUUUAAUUAUACUUUAGGUUUUAGGGUACAUGUGCACAAUGUGCAGGUUUGUUACAUAUGUAUCCAUGUGCCAUGUUGAUUUCCUGCACCCAUUAACUCGUCAUUUAGCAUUAGGUAUAUCUCCUAAUGCUGUCCUUCCCCCCUCCCCCCGCCUCUUGCUUUUAAUUCAAAUGUGAUACGUGCUCAAACUUGGUUUGUGUUGUAUAGAAGACUGGGAAGGCAGGAGAGGAGGAGCAAAGGGAGAGUGUAUGGCAGUGGGAAGAGAUAUUUGGGCUUGGUGUUUGAGGUCCUGUGAGGUUAUUAUUCAAAGGUGAAUUUGAACUUUUUUUUUUUUUUUUUGAGACAUAGUCUCACUCUGUGGCCCAGGCUGGAGUGCAGUGGCCCAAUCUCAACCCACCGCAACCUCCAACCUCCCCGGUUCAAGCAAUUCUCCUGCCUCAGCCUCCCAAGUAGCUGGGAUUACAGGUGCCUGCCACUACGCCCAGCUAAUUUUUUGUGUUUUUAGUAGAGAUGGGGUUUCACCAUGUUGGUCAGGCUGGUCUCGAACUCCUGACCUCAGGUGAUCCACCCACCUCGACCUCCCAAAGUGCUGGGAUUACAGGUGUGAGCCACCGCACCCGGCCUGAAUUCGAACUUCUAAACAGGUAUAAUUUGUCUCAAGAUAGGUGGAGGUUAGACCAAAGGGAGCAUUUUCUAGUGGUCCAGGUAGGCAGGUACCAGAAGAGAAAAAAGGAGGCCAGAACAGUUUAGAGGUUUGAGUUCGAGGCUAGAGGCAGCUCAGCUUCCUGAAUAAGCCUAGGUAGAGGAGCAGUUGGCCUGCGUGAGGAGGAGGGGAGGAGAGGCUGUGGGCGGGAGAGGAGAACAGUGGCAGAGAAGCAAGGCUGAGAAAGGGAAGGCAGAGUGGGAGGAGCCUAGGAGGGAGACCCUGAGAGGAGAAGGGAGGACAUAGAGAGAGCAGGAGACAGGAGGAGGAUGCGAACAAUGGAUGAUUGGGGAUGGGGAGGAUGUAUGAGGGGAGAAGGGAUUGACCCCAAGACCUCUGGGCUCUGGACAUCAUCAGGCAAACCUGGAGCUUGGGAAGAGAGGCAGGAAAGAGAAGGAUCUUGGGCCUAGGCACUGCAGCCCCAUGCCCUCUGUCCCUGCACUGUUGACUCAGCCCCUCCACACUUCCCCUUUCUUUCUACCCUUUUCUGCCACAAGCACCAGGCCCGUGAAUCUCUUCCCCUCCUCCACCUCUCAGCUGCUAGCGUGGCCUCGUGGCCUCGUGGCCUCGGCUGAGUCAGUACUGGUCUCCUAGAGUCCAGGCUGAGUGCUUCCCGCUGAGCUGUAAUCAUCUGUCCCCAGCCCAGGUCCUCUGACUUGGGGCUUCUACCCUCAGCCAUCUGGAUCCUGAUUUUUGAUUUCUGAGAGCCUGGGAAACCUUGGAGGGAGUGGUCUUCUCAGCUUAUAGUUCUACUCCAAGAGCAGAGGGAAAAUCCAGAGAUCGGAGGUCACAACUAAGGAAGGUCCUAGAAUAGUGGGAAGAGUGAUAUCCCCCUCUUCUCACCUUCUCAGGCUUUUUGGGAAUCACAGGGGCUUGAAGAGGGACGGAUUGGAGGUCAGGGAGAAUGACUUGACUUGCAGAGGCAGGGGCACUGGGGGAAGUGGGAGACAGCAGAGAUGGAAAAUGCAGCUCAGAGGCUCUGAGGAAGGCGUGCGCCAUCCCUGCAGAGAUCAACACUGAAGGAUGGAGGGUAGAUGUCAGAAAGGACUUCCUAGGAUGGGAGAGACCAGUUGGGUGAGGAGCAAUAGAGGAAACUCUCCUAGGUUUUAACUCUGGAGAGUAGUAUGAGAGGGAUAAAAGUUAGACUGCAGGAGAGAUUUUCUGCUGGAAGCAACCGAGAUGGCUGGCUGAGCUUCCUUACUUAAAGAUCCUAGAGUGGAAGAGUGACCCAAAGGCAGCUGCCUUUGCCUCAAGACCCGGGAAAAGGAGAAGAUGAAGGAAGCCAAGGAUGCCCGCUAUACCAAUGGGCACCUCUUCACCACCAUCUCAGUUUCAGGCAUGACCAUGUGCUAUGCCUGUAACAAGAGCAUCACAGCCAAGGAAGCCCUCAUCUGCCCAACCUGCAAUGUGACUAUCCACAACCGCUGUAAAGACACCCUCGCCAACUGUACCAAGGUCAAGCAGAAGCAACAGAAAGCAGCUCUGCUGAAGAACAACACUGCCUUGCAGUCUGUCUCUCUUCGAAGUAAGACAACCAUCCGGGAGCGGCCAAGCUCGGCCAUCUACCCCUCCGACAGCUUCCGGCAGUCCCUCCUAGGCUCCCGCCGUGGCCGCUCCUCCUUGUCUUUAGCCAAGAGUGUUUCCACCACCAACAUUGCUGGACAUUUCAAUGAUGAGUCUCCCCUGGGGCUGCGCCGGAUCCUCUCACAGUCCACAGACUCCCUCAACAUGCGGAACCGAACCCUAUCCGUGGAAUCCCUCAUUGACGAAGCAGAGGUAAUCUACAAUGAGCUGAUGAGUGACUUUGAGAUGGAUGAGAAGGACUUUGCAGCUGACUCCUGGAGCCUUGCUGUGGACAGCAACUUCCUGCAGCAGCAUAAAAAGGAGGUGAUGAAGCAGCAGGAUGUCAUCUAUGAGCUAAUCCAGACAGAGCUGCACCAUGUGAGGACACUGAAGAUCAUGACCCGCCUCUUCCGCACGGGGAUGCUGGAAGAGCUACAGUUGGAGCCGGGAGUGGUCCAGGGCCUGUUCCCCUGCGUGGAUGAGCUCAGUGACAUCCAUACACGCUUCCUCAGCCAGCUAUUAGAACGCCGACGCCAGGCCCUGUGCCCUGGCAGCACGCGGAACUUUGUCAUCCAUCGCUUGGGCGAUCUGCUCAUCAGCCAGUUCUCAGGUCCUAGUGCGGAGCAGAUGCGUAAGACCUACUCGGAGUUCUGCAGCCGCCACACCAAGGCCUUAAAGCUCUAUAAGGAGCUGUACGCCCGAGACAAACGCUUCCAGCAAUUCAUCCGGAAAGUGACCCGCUCCGCCGUGCUUAAGCGGCACGGGGUACAGGAGUGCAUCCUGCUGGUGACUCAGCGCAUCACCAAGUACCCGGUACUCAUCAGCCGCAUCCUGCAGCAUUCCCACGGGAUCGAGGAGGAGCGCCAGGACCUGACCACAGCACUGGGGCUAGUGAAGGAGCUGCUGUCCAAUGUGGACCAGGAUAUUUAUGAGCUGGAGAAAGGGGCCCGUCUGCAGGAGAUCUACAACCGCAUGGACCCUCGGGCCCAAACCCCAGUGCCUGGCAAGGGCCCCUUUGGCCGAGAGGAACUUCUGCGGCGCAAACUCAUCCACGAUGGCUGCCUGCUCUGGAAGACAGCGACGGGGCGCUUCAAAGAUGUGCUAAUGCUGCUGAUGACAGAUGUACUGUUGUUUCUCCAGGAAAAGGACCAGAAGUACAUCUUUCCUACCCUGGACAAGCCCUCAGUGGUAUCGCUGCAGAAUCUAAUUGUACGGGACAUUGCCAACCAGGAGAAAGGGAUGUUUCUGAUCAGCGCAGCCCCACCUGAGAUGUACGAGGUGCACACAGCAUCCCGGGAUGACCGGAGCACCUGGAUCCGGGUCAUUCAGCAGAGCGUGCGCAUAUGCCCAUCCAGGGAGGACUUCCCCCUGAUUGAGACAGAGGAUGAGGCUUACCUGCGGCGAAUUAAGAUGGAGUUGCAGCAGAAGGAUCGGGCACUGGUGGAGCUGCUGCGAGAGAAGGUCGGGCUGUUUGCUGAGAUGACCCAUUUCCAGGCCGAAGAGGAUGGUGGCAGUGGGAUGGCCCUGCCCACCCUGCCCAGGGGCCUUUUCCGCUCUGAGUCCCUUGAGUCCCCUCGUGGCGAGCGGCUGCUGCAGGAUGCCAUCCGUGAGGUGGAGGGUCUGAAAGACCUGCUGGUGGGGCCGGGAGUGGAACUGCUCUUGACACCCCGAGAGCCAGCCCUGCCUUUGGAACCAGACAGCGGUGGUAACACGAGUCCUGGGGUCACUGCCAAUGGUGAGGCCAGAACCUUCAAUGGCUCCAUUGAACUCUGCAGAGCUGACUCAGACUCUAGCCAGAGGGACCGAAAUGGAAAUCAGCUGAGAUCACCGCAAGAGGAGGCGUUACAGCGAUUGGUCAACCUCUAUGGACUUCUACAUGGCCUACAGGCAGCUGUGGCCCAGCAGGACACUUUGAUGGAAGCCCGGUUUCCUGAGGGCCCUGAGUGGCGGGAGAAGCUGUGCCGAGCCAACUCUCGGGAUGGGGAGGCUGGCAGGGCUGGGGCUGCCCCUGUGGUCCCUGAAAAGCAGGCCACGGAACUGGCAUUACUGCAGCGGCAACAUGCGCUGCUGCAGGAGGAGCUACGGCGCUGCCGGCGGCUAGGUGAAGAACGGGCAACCGAAGCUGGCAGCCUGGAGGCCCGCCUCCGGGAGAGUGAGCAGGCCCGGGCACUGCUGGAGCGGGAGGCCGAAGAGGCUCGAAGGCAGCUGGCCGCCCUGGGCCAGACCGAGCCACUCCCAGCUGAGGCCCCCUGGGCCCGCAGACCUGUGGAUCCUCGGCGGCGCAGCCUCCCCGCAGGCGAUGCCCUGUACUUGAGUUUCAACCCCCCACAGCCCAGCCGAGGCACUGACCGCCUGGAUCUACCUGUCACUACUCGCUCUGUCCAUCGACACUUUGAGGACCGAGAGAGGCAGGAACUGGGGAGCCCUGAAGAGCGGCUGCAAGACAGCAGUGACCCUGACACUGGCAGCGAGGAGGAAGGUAGCAGCCGUCUGUCUCCGCCCCACAGUCCACGAGGUGAGACCCUGGCGGAGACAUGGACCAGAGACUUUACCAGAAUGCAGGACAUCCCGGAGGAGACGGAGAGCCGCGACGGGGAGGCUGUAGCCUCCGAGAGCUAAGGGGGCCCCUCCCCCCUGCCCUGUGCCCCACUGAAGAACAUUACUGAGUGGGGCUAACCUUGGGGACUCCAAUUUGCCAAUGAUGAGGGAACAUUUCAAAGAACUGCAAAUUGUCCUUGCCAGCUCUUGGGAUCCUUGGAUACCUGGGGCCAUUUAAGAAGCUGGGGGAAUUAGGCCACAACACCCCCUGGGGCAUCCGAAAGCUGCACCACAGAUGCCAGUGGUUCAUGCCUUCUUCCCCCAACUUUAGGAGAAUUUAUUUAUUUAUUGUUUAUUAGUUAUGGGGGGAGAGGGGAGAUUUAAAGGACCAGGGACAUGGGAACCAAGCCAUAGGGAUCAGAGGGCCUUGUCCUUGAACACUACUGGGGUAUAUUCAGGCUCAUCCACGCAGCUGCCGGGUUCUUGCCCUAACGGCCCUCCCCUGCAACACCCGUCUUGGAGGAGAGGCUGCAGCCACAGCACCCUACUGCCCUUUAAAUAAAGGAGGGCUGUGGGCAGGGCCAUGUCCCUUUCUCCUCUCCCCUCAACCUCUUACUGCUGUUCUCCCUUCUCCAUCCUUCAUGGAAGCCCUGGGAGAUAACCUGGCUUCCUGAAGUUGAUGGAAUAAAGGUUGGAGUGGCCACAAUGGUUUGUUGGGGGUGAGGGAAAAAACCCACAGGGACCAGAAUGUUUUGUUGUUGUUUUGUUUUCUUUUUUGUACCAAAGUCAACUGCACGUGUUUUAUAUUUUUAAGAGAUUGUAGGCAAUUAGAGAUCGAAGCCUCCUAUCUCCACAUCUCUGAAGAAGUUGAGGGGUGGGGGAGACAAUGACUUCUGCCUUCAUCUGCAGUAACGGGGGGACCUAUACUGACCUCUUCCCCAGCCAUUUGGAAACAAGUUCUAGAGUGGGUUGGGAAAUCUCCAGGAGCCCUGACCUCAUCUUCCACCUCAGCAACCAUGACCUGAAACCUCAGCGUGAAUUUGGGGGAUUUUUCAGUGGAACCCCUGCCCCCAAAUGUCGACCAGCCCCAGUUUUUUUUUUCUUGCCAAUUUUGUUGUUUAAAAAAAAAUUCAGGGAAAAUUAAAAACCUGGAACUCCA